CUGAAGAUAUGAAACUGAUAAAUUGCAUUUCAAUUGCUCUUCUUUGCACAUUAGUAGACUUUUCCUCUGCGGAAAUCACAGUCAUCAGUAAUUUGGCUGUCGUUGGAAGUCCAGAAUCACAUGUUGGUACACCUAAUAAGACACUUUAUGCCAAUAUUCAGAAUUUAUGGUGUGGUGCGCAGAAUCUUGGUGAGCACAUUGAUGUAGAAUAUGGGGAGUUCACAAGGCUUUCUGAUGGAAAAGUCUUCAAGGGUACUGUAAACCAGGGAAAAGUAUAUCUGGAAAUCGGUAAAGCAUCUGUAAAAGUAGCAGGACGAUAUCGUUGUGAAGUUCGAACACUUGACAAGGAAAUUCACAGUGGGAAUUUGAUUAUCUACAUGCCUCCUGUUCUCGACUUUCCAGCAGCUGUACGAGUUUCUGAAGUGUUGAAUGCAAGGCCUCCACAUGUGAUUGGUGCGGAACGAAGAGGGUUACACGGCGAGCGAAUGGUUCUGGAAUGUCCGGUUCUAGCCAACCCAGAACCAAUGGUGAGAUGGGAGAAGAACGGAGAACCACUAGGAAACUCUGACAGCAUUGAAUACGACGGAAACAACUUGAUACUGAACUCGCUAACUGAAGACCACAUUGGAAAGUACCGAUGCAUCGGAGACAACUCAUUCCCGCUCUUCGUAGAUGGACCAGCUAUACCGCAUCAAAUUUACUUUGAUCAGGAUAUUAAAGUAUUGUGAAAUAAAGAUUUAGUUCUAU
Caenorhabditis elegans is the source of this 747-nucleotide messenger RNA. It is a transcript of the gene zig-7, whose product is annotated as Zwei Ig domain protein zig-7. Bases 9 to 728 code for a protein of 239 amino acids. NCBI's taxonomy places the organism in Eukaryota, Metazoa, Nematoda, Chromadorea, Rhabditida, Rhabditidae. The record is from RefSeq and is marked reviewed. The transcript is spliced from 7 exons. Gene Ontology annotation, cellular component: extracellular region.